AUGGAUACACUGGGACAGAUCAUCUCCUUAGGCCACCUUGUCUACACACAGUGUGAAGAGAUGGAGUACUGCCAGAACCAGUGCCAGCGCUUGGGGGAACGCGUCCGUGGCCUGUUGGUGCCGCUGAAGAUGCUCCAGGACCAUGGAGAGAAGACGCUGUCCGCCCCGCUAACGGAGGCCCUGCUCCGUUUCCAGACAGUCCUGGAGGAGGCGAAGAAGCGGAUGGAAAAAUUCAACAAUAAAUCGCACAUCCUCAAGUUCCUAAAGGCGAGGAAAGACAGAAUACUCUUCGGUGACGUCAGCAAGAGACUGAGAGAUGUCUGCGAGGAGCUCUCGCUGCUGCUGCAGGCUGACCAACGGAGGCUUCUUGUAAACACCUUACAUGGGAGAUCCUGGCAAAAGGAAGAUCUGCAGGAUGCAGAGAAAGACAGCCACUUGAAGAAACCCAUGAAGGAGCUCCCACAAGAACACAUCAAGGAGAUUAGGAGGGAGGAGCUUUCGGGGUCCCCCUGGAUUGAGCUAAGGAAAAGUAAAUACAGCACCCUGUAUAAAGGAGAGUACUGCAAAUGCCCAGUGGCCAUCAAAGUGUUCAACAAGUCCCAGGGCAGCAGCAGACAUGUGAAGAGUACUUUUCAUAAUGAGAUCAGAACCAUGAAAAAAUUUGACUCCCCCAACAUCCUGCGUGUGUUUGGGAUUUGCAUUGAUGAAACAGAGCAUCCCACCCAGUUCUGCAUUGUCAUGGAGCACUGUGAACUGGGGACCCUUCGGGAACUGCUGGAUGAGCAACAGAACCUGGACUACGGUGGGCGCAUCUUCUUGUGUUUGGAGGCAGCCAAAGGCUUGUACAGUCUGCACCACUCCGAAGACCCUGAAUUACACAGGAACAUUAGCAGCUCCAGCUUCCUGGUCGCUGAAGGCUACCACGUGAAGCUUGCAGGUUUUGAAUUGAGCAAAACACAGACUUCCAUCAGUCGGGAAGCUAAGGAGAAAAGAGCAGAGCCCGUCAGUUAUGCUGCCUACAUCUCACCUCAGGGACUGAAAAAUGUGUUUCAUAAAUAUGAUGUGAAAGCUGAAAUAUACAGCUUUGGAAUUGUCCUCUGGGAAAUCACCACUGGGAAGAUCCCGUUUAAAGGUUAUGAUUCUAGAAAGAUCUUCGAGCUGGCGCAGUCAGAAUGGUACCAGGAGCCUCUGGGGAAGGACUGUCCUCCAGGCCUGCAGGAGGUCGUUGAUGAAUGCAGAGCCUAUGAGCCUUCCAGGCGACCCUCUGUGGAUGAAAUCGGCCACUUGAGCAGCCUCAACGGUCCGGGCAGAGAGGUGCCCAAACGCCCGCUUCUUGUGGGUUGCUGGGGAGACACCGGAGGUUGGGAUGAGAAGGCGACGAGGGAAGGGAAUUUGGGGCGAUCCCCGGAAGUGUCCCAGUGCCCAGACCCCCAGACUCCGUUUGCCUGCACCCCAGAGCGUGCGGGCGAUGGUUACAAUCACGGGGACCAAGCCUUGUAA
Messenger RNA from Elephantulus edwardii (Cape elephant shrew), 1500 nucleotides. It is a transcript of the gene MLKL, whose product is annotated as mixed lineage kinase domain-like. The transcript is spliced from 10 exons. Lineage: Eukaryota; Metazoa; Chordata; Mammalia; Macroscelidea; Macroscelididae. The coding region runs from base 1 to 1500 and encodes 499 amino acids. The record is from RefSeq and is a predicted model, not a curated record. Gene Ontology annotation, molecular function: protein kinase activity; ATP binding. Gene Ontology annotation, biological process: protein phosphorylation; cell surface receptor signaling pathway.